GCUGCAGCGCCUGCACGGGCCCGGAGUCCAUGUUACGCUUUGUUUAAUUCCCCCCGCUACAGAGUCAUGUGCUGCUGCUCUCGUCGCCGCCGCUGCCGCCGCCCGUGGUGCCCCGGCUCCUCCGCCGCGCUUCGAGGUGGCAGCCGCGGGCGGGGCCGCGAAAGCAGGGUCCUGGGCGCCGCGCGCCUCCGCCGCCCCGGCACGUCCGGGAGCAGCCACCGCACGCCGCAGGUGAUGCCGCCACCUCCCGCCUCCGCCUAAGCCGGGGCUAGGCGGCCAAGCUGCCCCCCAAGGAAGUGCAGGGCUGUCUGUAACGUGCCGCCGGGUCCCAGGAUGGAAGAGUGAAGUCGCGCCGGUUCCAGCUCGCGGAGCCCGCCGGAAGCCAGUCCCCGGAGAGGAGAGCGCCCUGAGGGAGCAGGGUGGCCGCCUGGUCCAGGAAUGUUUACCCUUGCGGAAGUUGCUUCACUUAAUGACAUUCAACCAACUUACCGAAUCCUGAAACCAUGGUGGGACGUGUUUAUGGAUUACCUGGCUGUCGUUAUGUUGAUGGUAGCCAUCUUUGCAGGAACCAUGCAACUUACCAAAGAUCAGGUGGUCUGCUUGCCAGUAUUGCCAUCUCCUGUAAAUUCAAAGGCACACACACCACCAGGAAGUGCCGACGUUACCACCAACAUCCCGAAGAUGGAGUCAGCCACAGACCAAGACCAAGAUGGGCGGAUGACGAAUGAGAUUUCCUUUGGCGCAUCUGCUGUGACACCUGACAUACCUCUCAGAGCCACAUAUCCUCACACAGAUUCCACGGUUCCAAAUCAGGAGGCAAAGAAAGACCCAACAGGCCGAAAAACAAACUUGGAUUUUCAGCAAUAUGUAUUUAUUAAUCAGAUGUGUUACCACCUGGCCCUUCCGUGGUAUUCUAAGUACUUUCCGUACCUUGCUCUUAUACAUACUAUUAUUCUCAUGGUCAGUAGCAACUUUUGGUUCAAGUAUCCCAAAACAUGCUCAAAAGUAGAACAUUUCGUUUCAAUAUUAGGAAAGUGCUUUGAAUCUCCUUGGACUACUAAAGCGUUGUCUGAGACAGCAUGCGAAGACUCGGAGGAAAACAAGCAGAGAAUAACAGGUGCCCAGACUCUACCAAAGCACGUAUCUACCAGCAGUGAUGAAGGGAGCCCCAGCGCCAGCACCCCAAUGAUCAGCAAAACUGGCCUCAAAUUCUCAGCUGAAAAGCCCGUGAUUGAAGUCCCCAGCAUGACCAUCCUGGACAAAAAGGACGGGGAACAGGCCAAAGCCCUGUUUGAGAAAGUGAGGAAGUUCCGUGCUCACGUGGAAGACAGUGACUUGAUCUAUAAACUCUACGUGGUCCAAACAGUUAUCAAAACAGCCAAGUUCAUCUUUAUCCUCUGCUACACUGCAAACUUCGUCAAUGCGAUCAGCUUUGAACACGUCUGCAAGCCCAAAGUCGAGCACCUGACGGGUUACGAGGUGUUUGAGUGCACCCACAACAUGGCAUACAUGCUGAAAAAACUGCUCAUCAGUUACAUAUCCAUUAUUUGCGUUUAUGGUUUUAUCUGCCUCUACACUCUCUUCUGGUUAUUCAGGAUACCUUUGAAGGAAUAUUCUUUUGAAAAAGUCAGAGAAGAGAGCAGUUUCAGUGACAUUCCAGAUGUCAAAAAUGAUUUUGCGUUCCUUCUACACAUGGUAGACCAGUAUGACCAGCUGUAUUCCAAGCGUUUCGGGGUGUUCUUGUCAGAAGUCAGUGAAAAUAAACUGAGGGAAAUCAGUUUGAACCACGAGUGGACAUUUGAGAAACUGAGGCAGCACGUGUCACGCAACGCCCAGGACAAGCAGGAGCUCCAUCUGUUUAUGCUCUCAGGUGUGCCCGAUGCUGUCUUCGACCUCACAGACCUGGAUGUGCUAAAACUCGAGCUGAUUCCAGAAGCUAAAAUUCCUGCUAAGAUUUCUCAGAUGACUAAUCUCCAAGAGCUUCACCUCUGCCACUGCCCUGCAAAAGUGGAACAGACUGCUUUUAGCUUUCUCCGUGAUCACUUGAGAUGCCUUCACGUGAAGUUCACCGACGUGGCAGAAAUUCCCGCCUGGGUGUAUCUGCUCAAAAACCUUCGCGAGCUGUACUUGAUAGGCAACUUGAACUCUGAAAACAAUAAGAUGAUAGGACUUGAAUCUCUCCGAGAGUUGCGGCACCUUAAGAUUCUCCACGUGAAGAGCAAUCUGACCAAAGUCCCCUCCAACAUUACAGAUGUGGCUCCACAUCUCACCAGGUUAGUCGUUCAUAAUGACGGCACUAAACUCUUGGUACUGAACAGCCUUAAGAAGAUGAUGAAUGUCGCCGAGCUCGAACUCCAGAACUGUGAGCUAGAGAGAAUUCCACAUGCUAUUUUCAGCCUCUCUAAUUUGCAGGAACUAGAUUUAAAGUCAAAUAACAUACGCACAAUUGAAGAAAUCAUCAGUUUCCAGCAUUUAAAACGACUGACUUGUUUAAAAUUGUGGCAUAAUAAAAUCGUUACCAUUCCACCCUCCAUCACCCACGUCAAAAACCUGGAGUCACUUUAUUUCUCUAACAACAAGCUCGAAUCCCUACCUGUGGCAGUGUUUAGUUUACAGAAACUCAGAUGCUUAGAUGUAAGCUACAACAACAUUUCCAUGAUCCCAAUAGAAAUAGGAUUACUUCAGAACCUGCAGCAUUUGCAUAUCACGGGGAACAAAGUGGACGUUCUACCAAAACAGUUGUUUAAAUGCAUUAAGUUGAGGACUUUGAAUCUGGGGCAGAACUGCAUCACUUCCCUCCCAGAGAAGAUCGGUCAGCUCUCCCAGCUCACCCAGCUGGAGCUGAAAGGGAACUGCUUGGACCGCCUGCCAGCCCAGCUGGGCCAGUGUCGCCUGCUCAAGAAAAGCGGGCUUGUUGUGGAAGAUCACCUUUUUGACACCCUGCCACUCGAAGUCAAAGAAGCAUUGAAUCAAGACAUAAAUAUUCCCUUUGCAAAUGGGAUUUAAACUGAGAUCAGAUGUGCACAUCCGUGUGCAGGAACAACUUCCUAGAUUGCAAGCGCUCCUGUACCAGUUAUUGCAAGAUAAUGCAUUUUAGGAGUAGAUACACCUUUAAAAAUACAAGAGAGAGGAUGCAUAGAAGGCUGAUAGAAGACAUAACUGAAUGUUCAACGUUUGUAGUGUGUUAAGUCAUUCACUUCCACAUCUUUUUCUUUUUUCUUUUGGGGAAAGGGAAGGAAAAAUUAUAAUCACUAAUCUUGGUUUCUUUUUAAAUUGUUUGUAACUUGGAUGCUGCCGCUACUGAAUGUUUACAAAUUGCUUGCCUGCUAAAGUAAAUGAUUAAAUUGACAUUUUCUUACUAUA
Globicephala melas (long-finned pilot whale) is the source of this 3363-nucleotide messenger RNA. RefSeq names its product leucine rich repeat containing 8 VRAC subunit D (gene LRRC8D). Gene Ontology annotation, molecular function: protein binding. The record is from RefSeq and is a predicted model, not a curated record. Lineage: Eukaryota; Metazoa; Chordata; Mammalia; Artiodactyla; Delphinidae.